AUGGUCUAUUGCUGCCGUCCCAGCAAGAACUGUCUCGGCUGCCGCCAGCGGCGAAUCAAAUGCGACCUUCGCCUGCCCGACUGCUCGCAAUGCAAGCGCGCGGGCAUAAAAUGCUCUGGCUAUCGCGAUCUGGUAUCGCUCUUGUUCCGCGACGAGAAUGCAAAGACCCAGCAGCGCUCCGCCGCGACCAAAGACAGGUCCCGCAGUCAGAAACAAGACCGGCUUGUCCUGACUACGUGGCCAUCCUCCUCUGUGGAUGAUCGCGGUCUCCGCUUUUUUCUCGAUCGCUUCACCAACUGCUCUCACUGGAUCAAGAGUAAUGGCCAGACGUCGACGGUCCAUCCCUAUAUCAGGGAGUUGAUGGACAGCCAGCCAUCCCGUGAAUCUCUCAUGGCUGUGGGUCUGGCUGCAUUGGCGAAUACUACCGAUGACAAGGCCUGUCACACUGCGGCCUUGCAAAAGUAUGUCGCCUCGAUUAACUUCAUUCGACAGACCCUACAAGACCCGGUCAACGCCAGUCUAGAUAGCACUCUGAAACUCCUCAUGGCACUGAGUAUCUAUGAGUUUGUCAACAACCGCCCCGGAUCACUCUAUUACUGGAAGGUUCAUGUCGAAGGCGCUCUCGCUUUUAUCCGUCAAAAGCACAAGCCUUCAAUGCCGGAGCGACCGAAAGAUAUGCCGGAAUUGCAGUCUUACCUUUUUGUCAUCAUGAAAUACUUUAGUUCCGGCGGAAAAAUCCCAGGGGAGCUCCUCGCCUGGACUCCUGCCAAGCGUGCCACGCCUCUCCUAGACUCGGCCUCGUCUCUCAUCGACAUUCUCGUCCGCUUCGUUCGCGUGUCUGAUUAUUGGAGACAUGGCCACACGGAUGCAGAGGAAAUCUUCCACGCAGCCCUACUUCUCGACAAGGAGCUGGAGGACUGGGAAGCCAAUCUUGAUGGCGACGAAUGGUCCUUUGUUACCAAGGUGUCUAAACAUAUUUCUGGGCUGUAUCAAGGCAAAUACCAUGUGUACUCAAACCUAUGGGCCCAUCGAAUUCUCAACCACUACCGCUGGAGUCGUAUCCUUGUGAAUGAGAUCCUCUAUCUACACAUACUGAAGCUGGCGACUCCCACUGAUGUCCAAAUCAUGCAACAACAAACUGCGCUGGCCACAACCUCUCGACUGGCAGCCGACAUUUGCUUUUCGGUCCCCAGUCAGACCAACCUAGUGCGCCAGGAGGUCGGCAAAGAGGCCGAUACGCCGCCCAUCAACGGAGUCUUCGUUCUGGUCCUCCCUCUCAUGAUCGCCGGAAGCGCCUGUGGCGUAUCUGACGAGCUGCAUGACUGGGUUGUUAUGAUGCUGGGAGUGAUUGGGUCGUAUAUAGGCAUCCGGUUCGCAUCCGAAUCGAUCCCCGGGCUGAAAAAGAUGCGAGAAGCAAAGAAAGCAGGCGGGUCUGCCUCUUGGGUGUGUCCCUUGGAUUUCAGUGGUGUAAUGCGGGUGACAAGCCUGGAUAGAGACUCAGACGAGCCCUCACCUGAUAGAUUAUACAAAAAUUGGCCUGGAGACCGGCCAUCUUGA
Talaromyces rugulosus is the source of this 1557-nucleotide messenger RNA. RefSeq lists its product as uncharacterized. Lineage: Eukaryota; Fungi; Ascomycota; Eurotiomycetes; Eurotiales; Trichocomaceae. The record is from RefSeq and is a predicted model, not a curated record. The coding region runs from base 1 to 1557 and encodes 518 amino acids. Gene Ontology annotation, molecular function: DNA-binding transcription factor activity, RNA polymerase II-specific; zinc ion binding. Gene Ontology annotation, biological process: regulation of DNA-templated transcription. The transcript is spliced from 3 exons.